GGCAGCUGCCCCACGUCACGCAAAUCUAUUUUCCACUCAAGCAUCGCUCGCUCGAUUGAACCGGCCUGCGAAAUACCGAACGCUUCAACCGCCGACUAAUUGUCGACGCUGCCCCGCACGCAAAGGCCAGGACAUUUGGGGCAAUCCCCUUCGAGCACCCUCCUGGCUGUCGGCCUAUCUGCCUCGGUCGCUGCCGCCGCUACCUGUCCGUCUUUAGAAGCGCCCGUUUGUUGCGCUUUUAGAACGCCUCGCUGAGCAAACAAGACGACUCCCCAACCCGGCAAGCGAGGCCAGGGCUGCACUUACGCAUACACGCACGCACGCACUCAUCCAGCCCAGCCCUGCCCGGCACUUGCCUCGUUCCUCUUUGACCACGAGCCACCCCAAUUGCGCUUCGACCCACAACAUACAACGAGGUCGCUCAGGCCGACCAGCAGCAAAACGCAAACUUGCUUUGUCGCAUCGUCCUGCAGGCCGGAGCAUUAUCGGCUUCCCGAGCGAGACUGCCAGUCACAAGCUCGCUCUUUAUCGUGCGCGGCCUCCGCCUUCUUUAUGUCCCUUGAUGUCUGGGAACCACUCUUAACGACCGAGGCAAUUCGCCGACGACCUUGUCCGUUCGAUCGUCGAUAACCGCCCGGCUUAACGCGAUGUCAGCCUUAGCCAGCGAUCCCUUCCACGACGCGCCUCCCGAAAUCAAAUCAUUCCUCCUUUCCGAGGAGGUACCCACCACGGUUAAGGAAUGGUUUAAAGGCAAAGUAGCAAGUCGCGCCCGCGUCCGCGACCGCGACACAAGGAUCCGGGCACUGGAGGAGGAAAACGCAAGGCUUAAAGAGGAGGCUAAGGAGAAGGCCCAGCAGCAGGCUGAAAAGCAGGCUGAGAAGAUCAGACAGCAGGCUGAAGAGAACGAAAACUUGCGGGCCGAGCUUGAAAAACUGCGCCAAAGCAAGCAGAAAAGUACAGCCGGGACCAGUGAGCAGGCUGAGCAGCGUGCCGAGAACAUCGAGAGACAGCUGGCCGAACAGCACGCCAAAGGGAUCGAGAAUCUCCGGGCCGAGCUAGCCAAGAAGAUAGAGGAACUAGAGGCCGACAAGGAGCGGCUCAAACAGGAGGCUGAAAAGGCCAAGAGACAGGCCGAACUUGAGCUUCGUCGACAGAAUACGGCCGGGACUGGUGAGUAGCACAUUAAGCAGGCAACCUCCGAACAAAGACUAACUACCGAAUUAGAUGCA
Molecule: messenger RNA, 1229 nt
Organism: Gaeumannomyces tritici R3-111a-1
Lineage: Eukaryota; Fungi; Ascomycota; Sordariomycetes; Magnaporthales; Magnaporthaceae
Exons: 3
Coding region: 648-1178 (176 amino acids)
Source: RefSeq, a predicted model, not a curated record